Messenger RNA from Penaeus monodon (black tiger shrimp), 3226 nucleotides. Its product is annotated as lysosomal alpha-glucosidase-like. Gene Ontology annotation, biological process: carbohydrate metabolic process. Gene Ontology annotation, molecular function: alpha-1,4-glucosidase activity; carbohydrate binding. The record is from RefSeq and is a predicted model, not a curated record. The coding region runs from base 155 to 3223 and encodes 1022 amino acids. The transcript is spliced from 22 exons. Lineage: Eukaryota; Metazoa; Arthropoda; Malacostraca; Decapoda; Penaeidae.
CCUACGCAAUCUCAAGACCGACCGAGGCAUUCGAACGCUCCUGCGCGGCCCGAGUCAGCUGACAAACCAAAACAAAACACUCGGCUGCCUCGUCCAUUCACCAAGUCGCUUCUCUUCUCUUAGUUUUAAAGAACAUGAAGUCAGCAUAAACAAGAUGGUGCAGUGUCAGACGCGAAAGACGAAGAAAUCGUCUGAAGUCCUUUUUGACGACGACUUGAGCCCAGGCAUAAAUGUUACUCGAGAUCAAGUGAAAAUAACAAAGACAGCCAUAACAGUUGUAGCAGGAUGGAUGCUGUUUGCGUGCAUGUUGACCAUCCUCAUCUGGGGCCUGCCCAAUUUCGAGUGCGGCCUCUCCUUUUCUCCUUUUGCCAUCUCCGUCAAGAAGUUAAAGUAUGUUGAUCCUCACAGUGAAGGAGACUUGCUGAAGGCUAAAGAAUACCAAGACUGGGUAAGGAACUGGCAGUAUGGGAAUAACAUUUCCUUUAGGAAGGAAUGCAGGGAAGAAUGCUUUGAUGGGAAUGCAAGCAAGGAAGAGAAUCCUCUGUUGCCUCUUGAAGAGCCUAAGAAAGUGGAAGGGAGUUUCUGUGUUGACAUUCCUUUGGAGAUGAGGUUUGACUGUCAUCCUGAUGGCAGCCCAAGUGAAUCGUCAUGUGUGAAGCGAGGAUGUUGUUGGCACGAGCUACAAGAUGUUCCAGAGCGAAAGGUACCAUUCCCUGCCCCACGCUUGCACCGGCCGACACAUGGCAAAGCCCUGGAAGACUUGCCGCUAAACAUUCCUUACUGCUUUUACCCAAGAGACUAUGUAGGUUACUCGGUAAUCAAUUUCACUUCAGAAGAACAUGGCUACACAGGAUUCCUGGAGAGGAGUGUUGCUAGUGUUUUCCCCAAAGACUCUCCGCUUCUCCAGAUGGAUGUUUACUUUGAGACCGACACUCGCCUGAGAGUUAGGAUCACAGACCCCUUUCAGUUAAGAUGGGAGACUCCAGUGCCCAUUGUGCCACAGGUGAACAAGAGUGCCAGCAAUCCCUCCUACAGUUUCCAUAUCCGCAAUGAGGAUGGUGCCUUUACUGUUGUGAGAAAGAGCUCGGGUGUUCCCAUUUUUGACACAAGAGGUGCAGCACCACUGACCUUUGCCGACCAGUUCAUACAGUUGUCGUCUAUGUUACCCUCGAAUUACAUAUAUGGCUUGGGUGAGCACUUGGAGGGACUCUUGCUGGACACAUACUGGAAACGUCAUGUUCUCUGGAACUUGGACCAGAUACCUGAACCUGGAAAAAAUAUGUAUGGAAGUCAUCCUUUCUACCUAUCUUUAGAGCCAGAUGGUAACACACACGGUGUUUUCCUCCUCAACAGCAAUGCCAUGGAUGUUGUUCUUCAGCCCACACCAGCUCUCACAUUCAGAGUUAUUGGUGGACUCAUUGACCUGUACAUCUUCCUGGGGCCGACACCAAACGAGGUGAUAAGCCAGUACACUGAGGUGAUUGGCCGUCCCUUCCUUCCCCCCUAUUGGUCGCUGGGCUACCACCAGUGCAGGUACGGCUAUGAAACACUUAAUAGGACAAGGGACGUUUGGCAGAGAACACGAAAAGCUGGAAUCCCAUUUGAUGUGCAGUGGAAUGACAUUGACUACAUGAAACACAACAAUGACUUCACGUAUGACCAGAACAACUAUGAUGGGCUUCCUGACUUUGUUGAGGAGCUUCAUAGGGAGGGAAUGCACUAUGUUCCUAUAAUUGACCCAGGCAUCAGUGCAGCGGAGCCUCCCCACACUUAUCCACCAUGGGAUGAAGGGGUCCAUUUGCGUGUUUUUGUACGCAAUUCGAGUAAUAUGCCUUUUGUGGGCAAGGUGUGGAAUCCAGUUGCGACAUCGUGGCCCGACUUCACCCACCCGAAGGCGACUUAUUAUUGGAGUCGACAGAUCUUGCGGUAUCACAGCAGUGUCCCUGUAGAUGGUGCCUGGAUUGAUAUGAACGAGCCCUCCAACUUCUUAUCUGGUAGUACCAAUGGCUGUGAAGAAAAUAACCUAGAACACCCACCCUUCCUGCCAGCUGUUCACGGGGGCAUCCUCUAUUAUCACACGAUAUGCAUGUCCGGAAGGCAUUUUGUUGGGCGUCAUUACAAUGUGCAUAACCUGUAUGGAAUCACAGAGACUAUUUCUACCAACAUGGCUCUUCAGAUCGUAAGAGGUAAACGUCCAUUUGUCAUUUCCCGAUCAACAUUCCCGGGACAAGGGCAUUAUGGUGGACACUGGACUGGUGACGUUUGGUCUGAUUGGUUUAACCUCUGGCAGUCUGUUGCAGGUAUUCUGAACUUCAACAUGUAUGGUAUCCCUAUGGUGGGUGCUGAUAUAUGUGGCUUUAAUGGCAACACUACUGCGAGCCUUUGCCUUAGGUGGAUGCAACUUGGUGCCUUUUAUCCAUUCUCGAGAAAUCACAAUACAGAUGAUGGCAUUGAUCAAGACCCUGUGGCAAUGGGACCGGAAGUAGUGACUGCUUCUCGAAAUGCCCUGACUCAGCGAUACAUGCUACUGCCGUACCUCUACUCUCUCUUCUUCAAUGCACAUCUUACGGGGGAACCAGUUGCCAGACCACUUUUCUUCCAGUUUUACAAGGAACUUGAAACAUACAGCAUUGAUACUCAGUUUAUGUGGGGCCCAGCACUUAUGAUUGUACCAGUGCUAAAGGAGCAUGAGGAAACUGUGAAGGCUUACAUUCCAAAUGGACGCUGGUACGACUGGUACAAAGGGAACGUGGUGGAGGGAGAAGGCACAUAUGUGAUGCUGGAUGCUCCAUUGGACAAGAUUCCCUUGCUAGUGCGUGGAGGAUACAUACUGCCGAUACAAAUGCCAGCGAAUACAACCACUGAGAGUCGCAAGAUGAAAAGAGGUCUUCUGGUUGCACCCAAUGAGAAAGGCCGAGCGUCUGGAGAGUUCUAUUGGGAUGACGGUGAUAGUCUUGAUACUGUUAAGCACAAGGAAUACACAUACAUACAGUUUAUAUCUGGUCCUGGUAUCCUCAACAUAAAUGUCAAUCGCACCACUGCUGGUUAUACAGAACCCAUCUCACUAGGUUACAUGUACAUUCUGGGUCUGAGUGACAGUGUAUCAGAGGUAACGGUGGAUGGUGCCAAGGCUUCAUUUGAGUAUGACCCGGAGAAUCAAUUUCUGACCGUUGAUGGAUUCUCGCAGAGCCUGUUGAAGAGUUUUAUUGUGAGAUGGAAGUAAAAA